AUGGCCACCGAGCCCCCCGCCCCGCGGCGGCGGCAGGCCGCCCCGGCGCCGGAGCCCCCCGGGCCGCCCCCGGCCGCCCCCGCGCCCGCGCCCCCCGGGCCGUCCCCGCCGCCGCCCUCGCCGCGCCUCCUCAACGGCUGCGUCCCGCUCUCGCACCAGGUGGCCGGGCACAUGUACGGCAAGGACAAAGUGGGCAUCUUGCAGCACCCAGAUGGCACAGUCCUGAAGCAGCUGCAGCCGCCGCCUCGAGGCCCGAGGGAGCUGGAUUUCUACAGCACAGUUUAUGCUGCUGAUUGUGGGGAUACUGUUCUCCUAGAACUACGGAAAUAUUUGCCAAAAUAUUAUGGCAUCUGGUCACCACCUACUGCACCAAAUGAUUUAUACCUAAAACUGGAAGAUGUGACGCAUAAAUUUAACAAGCCCUGUAUAAUGGAUGUAAAAAUAGGGCGGAAAAGCUAUGAUCCAUUCGCCUCUUCUGAGAAGAUUCAGCAGCAGGUCAGCAAGUACCCACUAAUGGAAGAGAUUGGGUUCUUGGUGCUUGGCAUGAGGGUUUAUCAUGCUCAUUCUGAUAGUUAUGAGACACAGAACCAGCACUAUGGAAGAAGUUUAACUAAAGAAACAAUCAAAGACGGAGUGUCCAGAUUUUUUCACAAUGGUUACUGUUUGAGAAAGGAUGCAAUUGCUGCCAGCAUUCAGAAGAUUGAGAAAAUCCUUCAGUGGUUUGAAAGCCAGAAUCAACUGAACUUUUAUGCAAGUUCCUUACUGUUUGUUUAUGAAGGCUCAUUGCUGCCAGCAGCCAACAAACUGGGUGAUGGAACUUCAGCAGAGAAGACCUUGUGGGCCAAAGGACCGCUGCCGGGCGCCCGAGUGCUCGAGUAUAACAACAACAUUCGCUUACUGGGUUCUCCCGAGAAUGGAAAAGUGGGGGCCCCUGUAGGCAAAGUGUAUGUGCGUCAUAAAGAGGCAUGUGCCAAGAACCAUCACAGCCAGACUUCAUUGACAGUUGAAAAUAGGGAGCAGGGCAAUGUAUGGAAAAGCAGCAACUGCAUGUCCCAGGAACACUUGAAUGGCAAUGUUCUCUCUCAACUGGAAAAGGUCUUCUACCACCAUCCCUCAGAGCUCCCUGACAGUACAGAUGUGGAAGUGCGGAUGAUCGACUUUGCUCACGUGUUUCCUAGCAACACAAAGGAUGAGGGAUAUAUAUAUGGGCUGAAACACCUGAUUACUGUACUGCAAAAUAUUUUAGACAAUUAAACGGUUUGCUACGUUCUUUUUAUGGGGCCAAUGAAAAAGAAGAGCAGCAAUGAAUCCCUGCCCUUGUAAUGUUAUGUAACAGAUUUGUAUUGUGAUUCAACUACAUUUUAUUUGUCUUUGUACUUUUUGGUAGAAGGGUUCACUUUUUUAUACUCUUACUCAGGAAAACUAAUUAAUAGUUAGUUGUUCAUUAGAAAACUACGAACAAAGAAAAAGACAUAGGAAAUGUCAAGCAGGGGAUGUGGCGGUCCGUGACUUAGUCUAUGUCUGAUUGGCCUAAGUUAAAUAAAAACUCUGGAGUUUGAAGGGUUUGCUUCCUGUAGCAAAUUCAUCAAUGCGUCCCUGUUAACCCUGUCUUGCCAUUGAGCCAUAGUGAAUAGAAUACAGACUGAAACAAGAACAAGCUGACAUCAUCAGCUUGCCCGUGGCCCUGGACCAACUCAUUAAACUGGAGAAAGUCUGAGUUGGUGAAGAAAUAAGAAGGAGAAAGUCUAGCUUCUCUCUUCCAUGUUCAGACCAGCAGAUCACAGGUGCUAAGGUGCUUCUUUCUCAAUGGAUAGUAUUCUUGUUGCUUUUUCAAAAGAUCAUCCGUCCCUUUUGUUUCCAAAAUAGCUUGUUUGAAAGGCAACAAUAAACUUGCUAGACUCUGUCUGAAAUCAUAUGGUUUGGAAUCUGAAGGGAUAUUGUUACUGAAUACAUGUAUACAGCUUUCUUCUCUGAGAGAAUCAAAACUCUUACUCAGUGGAGGAUUGAAGUUACUUUUAAAAUUUUAGUGGCGCUUUUGCUCUUAGAGGUGAAGAAGCAUUUCAUUUUACCACCAUUUGUUUGAGAGAAACCAUAUGAACUUGUUGCUAAAGUAAUGUCUCCAUUUUCUUAAGCAAGGACAGCAGUCAUUAGCAGAUUUUUUUUCCCCCUUUGGUGUAUUAUAUAAUAGGGUUCAGUGCUUUUUCUAUAAAAUCCAACUUUUUACAAUUUUUAUUUAAUCCAAGAGAGUUUAAUUAUAAAUAUAUAUAGUUGUACAUUUCAGAUCACAUGAUCACAUGGAUUGAUGACUUUCACCUUUAGAAUUGGGUUUUAUUGAGGGAAGAUGCCACUUUGCACACAUUCUUAGGUAUUUUUAUAGAAAUUGAAAAAUUGGAUUCUUAAGUAUUUGCUGUAAGUAAAAAAGGAAAAAAAAAUCUUUCUUGAUGCCAUAUCCUUUUUUUGAAAUUGCAUACCUGAAAUUUUUUUCACAUUUUUUCAUUUUUGGCAGGGGUGGUUAUAUUGUAUUCUUUUGGUUCUAGUCAAGUCAGUCAUAAUUUGAAAGACUAGUUCAUAAUGGAACGAUGUCAUUGGGAGUUUACUGGAGUUUAGUUUCAGUUUUGCUUAAAGGGAAUAUCACAAGAAAAACACAGUUUUAGUUCUAGCUUCAAGGUUAGUUUUCCAGUAUUUUGCAAACUAUAUAUAGUCAGAGUCCAUUGAAAAUCAGAAAUACUUGGGUAUUUUGUGUUUAAGUCCUAGACUAAGUUGAAGGGGAAAUGUUGAUUAUGGGUUUUGUUUUGUUUUUUUUCAAAUCUUUUGCAAUCCAUAUAGUUACUCCUCUUGUGUUUUGAUUCAUUUCUAAAUUUGCCACAUUCCAGAAAAAUAUUUGCUUGGCUGUUGAUUGUUUUUUGGCCCUUCCACACAAUAGAUACCUUCGAAAAGAGAAACCACUGGUAAGGGUGAGAAUUAUUUGUGCUUAUAAACUCCAGUCUGUCUCUCCCCUUCUCCCCUUUUUUCUCUUUUUUUUUUCCCCCAGGUAGAGGUGGAGGAUUGACAGGAAUGAUUUUGACUUACUUCCUAACUCAGAGACCAGCCUGCACAAUUCCUGAAUCUGAAAAAAUAGAGCUGUUUUAUAGGAGUUCAUUUUGUGAUUUAACAGUACCAUAAUACAUUCUGUAGUAGAAAUCUGGUUGCAUUUUAUAGUUUUAUAAGCAGGAGAAAAAUGCAGUUGCAUUUGUAGUUGUUUAGGAGUCAGUUUUGAGAAUUGGUCUUAUCCUUAGAUAGCAGUAACUGGGCUUUUGUCUUGUGUUCCUGGACGCUUCCCUUCCUCCCCACUUCCCACCACAUACACCAUGAGGCAAACAGAAUAAUAGCAAAAUCUUUGGGUUGAAAAAGAAAAGCAAAGAAAAAUCAUAUCCAAGAAAGUUACCACUUUCCCCUUAGGAAGGGUCAUGAAUAUGAUGAGUUCAUUUAACUUGAAACUCAGAAGAUUAAGUUUGAUUUAACUAUGGCAAGAGCCUUUGUGUAGAAUAGUAUUUGUGUAUCUACUGUGAGUUUAAUAGAUUUGUAUUAUUUGCAAAUUUUUUUCUUUUUUUUUCUUUUUCUUUUUUUUUUUUUUUUUGCACAUUCUAGAUCAGUAAAGUAUCGAAUAAGCCUACCAGAAUUGUUCUCACCUGUUAUUUCAGGUAUAUUUUUGUGAAAUCAGUUUCCUAUCUUUGGCUAGUGUACUGAUCACUGCAAUUCAAUUCUUUAUAUCAAAACAAUGACUG
Messenger RNA from Dromiciops gliroides (monito del monte), 3764 nucleotides. RefSeq names its product inositol polyphosphate multikinase (gene IPMK). Gene Ontology annotation, molecular function: inositol tetrakisphosphate kinase activity; inositol-1,4,5-trisphosphate 3-kinase activity. Gene Ontology annotation, cellular component: cytoplasm; nucleus. Gene Ontology annotation, biological process: inositol phosphate biosynthetic process. Lineage: Eukaryota; Metazoa; Chordata; Mammalia; Microbiotheria; Microbiotheriidae. The transcript has 6 exons. The record is from RefSeq and is a predicted model, not a curated record. The coding region runs from base 1 to 1254 and encodes 417 amino acids.